Oikopleura dioica is the source of this 3858-nucleotide messenger RNA. The record is from the annotation of a GenBank genome assembly. NCBI's taxonomy places the organism in Eukaryota, Metazoa, Chordata, Appendicularia, Copelata, Oikopleuridae.
AUGGGCGCAGAUGAAAAUAGAGACAAAGCCGGGAUCAUGCGAUCUGUAGUGGCGAGCGGUCAGGAGCCGGUUAUCCUCCAUAAUAGGCGGCCGAAAAGAGUUACCGCCGAAGUAGACGGUUCUAGAGGCUCGGAAUCUUAUAACAAAGUCAACCCGCUAAAGAAGACUUCAACAACCGAGUCAGAUGAAAGAAGAGACGUUCUAUCUUCCAGCCUGAUGCCUAUCGGUGUUCAGGCUAUGCAAGAGCUCUCAUUGACGAGUUCCACUCACAGCUCCUCUUACAGCCCAGACUCUUCUAUUUUCGACGUGGUGAAGAAUGAACCGACUUUUCUCCCCCACUACCGUCCCAGCGAGUACAGUCAGCUGCAGCUGACCGAUUUCAACCGUGAAUCGGUGCGCCACAACAUGAUGAUAGAUGCAGAACUUGAGGAGGAAAUGAGAAAGCAGACUGAAGAAUUGAAGGAAGAACCGGAAGACGAGACGGAGACCACGAUCGACACAAGCGAAAAGGAAAAUAUAGCUAAAUUAAGGCUUUGUGACAGACAGCUGUGGGAGCUGGCACGGAGCUUCCGAAAUAAUACACGUCGCGUCAACCAGAAAUCGGGCCGAGACGGAGAAUCUGGCAAGUUUCUCAAGCUCUGCGAAGAUAUCGUCGACGCAUGUACCGAUAUUACCAAGAAAGACGAUAAGGAGGAAAUCCUGCGCGAGUUGAGAGAAGUGGGAUGCAUCAAAGUGCCGCGCACCGCCGAUGGCAGGGUCCAAGUGCAGCACUGGACGACAGAUGACAGAAUAAAGAAAAUCUACCCGCAGAACAUGAUUUACAUUCUCUUCAACCCUUUCGUCCAGUAUUUGAAAGAGACGGAUUACUCCAAACCAUGCCAAAUUUUCUCGCGAUACUGCGAAGACGACGGACAUGACGACGAAAAGGGAAAGAAGAGCUACUUUUGCUUCAAUCCGUUGCAUUACUACCCUCAGCUCACUCGACAACAAUUUCAACAUGAUCUGUCGAAGAUAAUCGAGAAAAUGAAUCCAAAGGAAUUCAAGCGAGCGAACUUCAACAAGGAUCUUGACAAGUGGGGCCGCACUAUUUACAGUCUCUUUCUCUGUGGCCCAAACUCUUCUGCUAAUUCGUUCGUCGACGCUGUGGCCAGUCACAUGAAUCUCCAGGAAGAGGAGAAGAAUCUGACGGAGAUAGAGUCAAAGAUGGACCAGAUUUCAAUUUCCCGGAAGCAGCUUUUAGCUAAAGAGUCCAUUCUCUACCAAAUCAACCUGUCUUCGUGCAAACGCGGCUCGCGCAUGUUCGGUGAAUGCUGCUACAUCAAAUUUCCGCCCGCACAUAAAGGAAAAAACGCAGACAUCCACAUUGCAGAAAUUCGACUAACCAUUGUCCAGUUCUUUCGCCCAGAUAUUCUCCAAGAUGAGAAAGUUGUCAAGAACACGGUCAAUGAGAAAUGGGCGAAAUGCGACGAAAAAUCUAUGGCGCGCUACUGCAUCAACCCCAACCACUGCACUGUAUUUAUGGACAACAAAACCGCAGAUAAAGAUCCUAAUUGCCCAGACUUAAAGGAUAUUGAAACAAACGACCAAACAUUAAACAAGGCGGCCACAUGGGGCGUGAUUUCAUUCGUUCGAUUUACGGAUAAAAAGAGCGAAACUGAAUCGAUGGAGAGCAGAGCGUUUAUCCAUUCCAAUUUCUAUUGCUACUUUCCAUGGUCAGGAGAUAUUCUUUCUGACAAUCUCAAAAUGGCCAAAGAAAAAACCAGCCCCGAGGAAUGGAAGGAGGACAAGGAGUUCCCGCUAGUCUUCUCACGAAUUAAGAUCAAACCUGCAAGCUGCAACCAAGACGACGAAAAAAACUAUGAUCCGUGUAAAAAAGUCAAGGAUCAGUUCUCUUACAGUUCAAAGUUCAACCUGAUGAAAAAAGAUUUUGAUGACUACGCACGAAAGUAUUGCUUGAAGAGUUCGAAAGAGGAUCCGUCACACGAAUACUGUAUUCGACCGAGCCGCAUGCCUCGACACUGCUCGCACUCGUACAAAGAAAAUAUGAAUACAAUUUCGCAGUACCUAAAGAAAAUCAGUAGAAAGGACGACUACGAUCUUGAGCUGAACAUGCGUGUUGCCAACGACGAGAAUCAAUUCAAAGAGCUGAGGGACGGCAUAGAGCUCAACUACUCCGUCUGGUUAAAAAAUCACGGCAGGAGAAGCGUGUAUGUUUCGUUGAGCAUCGAGAACAGAUUCGAGCUAAGCGAAAAACUUUACACUGGUUCUUCGCGGGAGGUCGGUGAAAUACUACUUGAUCCGAUGGCCGUGCUCUUCAUGAAGAUUCCAGAUUCGAAGUCCGCGCGUGUUUUGUUUCAUUACAGCGGUGGGCCGCAUCAUGAUCGCUUCAAGAGGACGGUAGAAAUUAUGCACAAAGACAAACAAGUUCUCUUUAAUCCCGCCACAAUGACCGCUAAUCCAGAUCACCUAUCUAGCGUCUACAUUGUCUAUAAGUGGAAUCACGCGAAAAAAGAAGUAUUUCCUCCCGCAUCUGAAACCGACUCGACGACGGAUAAUGAUCCAAGCUGGGUACCGAAGAAUGAUGUAGAACGACUCAGAAUGGCCAGCGAAGGGGAUGAAGACCCCGACUGUCCGAUCUGCUACAGGAGGCUUCUUCCGAAACUAACAGUAGAAACAGCGUGUGGCCACAAAUUCUGCAUCGUGUGUCUGACCAGAUGGGCAAGGGAUAAAGUCGUAUUCGCCUGCCCGUACUGUCAGGGAAAAGUACAAACAACUCAGCUUGAAUUCGACGAGGAACAGGGCUCUUUGGUGUUUACCUCACCAUGGGGCCAAGCGUAUAUACAGAUGCCGAGUGCAGAGCUGGGCAUCGCUUCUUAUCAUUUUGUCGACGAACGCACGGCCUACAUUUCUUACGACAGCGACUUUGCAAGAUCCCACUGGCGAAUGACCGACGGAAGUGAGCCCCCAGCUACGAAGUAUUUCGUUGAUGUCGAGUACGAUCAAGAAACCCGUCGAUUUAGCGGCACUAUACUUUGGGAAGGGGAAGUGCGCCUUAUAGAGCGAUGCGGAUCUUGGAGAUACGAUUUCAAAUUUAGCGAAGAUUUCCUGAAAAUUGAGUCUGGGACUUGUGAAAUGUUGCGCGAGAAUGGGACAGUCUUCUGGAGCUCCGAUUUCGUUCCUACGAGAAAUCCUGACAGUGAGAGACGGGAGCUUUGUUAUUCUCUCUUUAUUAGAGAAAAACUUAUGGCGAUUCUGAAUAAAGCGCUGAAGGGAAUCUGCUUUUCCUGCUACUCAGAAAAAGAUCUCGUUGCUCUUCCAUGCAAGCACACGCUCUGCAAGAUUUGCAUCAAACCUUACGGGCAAGUAGGAAAAUGGGCUAAAUUUUGCGAUUUGUGUGAGAGCAUUUUCUUCUUUGCCGAUUUGGAAAUACCCGGGGUUGAGCGAAAAGCAAUCACUUCUCCGAUCGGACAAGUCUAUGCUCAGGAUUUGGGUGUCGGUAGUGCGUCCUACCACUUCGCGGCGGAUGGACCCUACAUUUCCUACGAAAAAGCGCCAGAAGGGUGGAAGCUCGAUGACGGAAGUAGACCACCGGCUCGGAAAGAGUUUCUGAACUGGAAUUAUGAAGAACAAGAGCGCAAGUUCACUGGCGAGAUCCGCUGGGAGCCAGUUACCUUCACAGGCGACAAUCUAUGGAUAUACGAGUUCACUUUCAACGAAAAAUUCACAGAAAUUGAAAGCGGUUUUUGUAAAAAUUUUUCCCCUCAAUUCGAAAAUGGAGAGUUUGAAACUACAACGAUAUCUUCGAAGGGACCCUCUUCUCUCCAUUACAUCCUCCAAGAGGAGCCAAUGCUGGACUAA